Asparagus officinalis (garden asparagus) is the source of this 945-nucleotide messenger RNA. RefSeq lists its product as uncharacterized. The record is from RefSeq and is a predicted model, not a curated record. The coding region runs from base 1 to 945 and encodes 314 amino acids. Lineage: Eukaryota; Viridiplantae; Streptophyta; Magnoliopsida; Asparagales; Asparagaceae. Gene Ontology annotation, molecular function: nucleic acid binding. The transcript has 4 exons.
AUGGCUAGUGGUAAAUUUCUCGGAUUCGUGGUCACAGCUAAUGGAAUUCGUUUAGACCCAGACAAAGUCAAAGCCAUCCAAGAGCUACCACCUCGUAGGAAUCUUAAGGAGCUUCGAGGCUUACAAGGACGGUUGGCAUAUAUUCGCAGGUUCAUUUCUAACCUGUCAGGGAAAUGCCAGCCAUUCUCAAAACUAAUGAAGAAAGGAGUGUCCUUCAUGUGGGAUGAGGCUUGCCAGAAAGCAGAAGCAAAAGAAGCUCUUAAAGAAGCUCAUGAUGGUAUUUGUGGAGCUCAUCAGCCUGGUCCUAAAUUGUGGGACCGACUAUGCAGAUUGGGUUAUUACUGGCCUAACAUGGUACAAGACGCUGUCACUUAUGCUAAACGAUUCCAUGCCUACCAGAUACAUGCCAAUUACAUGCAUCGACCGCCUGAGCAUCUUCAUCCGUCAACCACUUUAUGGCCUUUUGAAACAUGGGGAAUGGACAUUGUUGGCUCAGUAAGAUCACCCUCUUCCAAAGGACAUCACUUCAUUUUAGCAAUAACUGGUUACUUUUCUAAAUGGGCAGAAGCAAUCCCAUUGAGAGAAGUCAAGACGAGUGAUGUUGUUAAAUUCUUAAAACAUCACAUCGUAUACAGGAUUAAGAAUUUGGCUUUAACGGCUUAUAAUCCUGCUGCUAAUGGGCAAGCAGAAGCAUUUAACAAAACCAUCGUUAGAAUUCUCACUAAGGUUAGAUACUGCACGUUCAAAGAAGGUGACUUGGUUCUUACCGUUCUGUGUCCAAUGGUUUUGAACUCCAAGAAGAAAGGGAAGUUUGAGCCAAAAUGGAAAGGACUAUUUGUAGUAGAAACCAUCUACUCAAAUGGAGCUUAUCACCUUAUUACUCAAAAUGAUGACAAACUUAUGAUGCCUAUCAAUGGUAAAUUUCUGAAGAAAUAUUACCCAUAA